AGACAAUCUGAGAAUUUUCUCUGCAGAAUCCAUCUAUCCUGGUACUGUAUAAAAAUUUCAUUUUGCCAUGUCUCUCAUACGCUGGCAAUCUUUGUUGUUGACCUUUUUGGCCACGUAAAUAUUUCUCUCCAUGCAUGUUGUAGGGUUGGUGUGUAAAAGGAAUCUGGAUCCCAUUAUUUUUGUUAAAUCUUUGCAUGUAAAGCCAGGCUUGUGUUCAACUAAUGCUGUUUCUUCUUGUGGGAUUUUAUGUCUCUCCCUCUAUUAUCUUAGGCCUAAUAGGAAUACUGAUAGUUUUUGUGAUAGUCUUUGCAUUGAAGUAUCUUGUAUUUCACAUAAAGGAGUCGAUCCUGGAGGAUCAAAAGCCUCCAAUUGCGGGUCCAAUUCUAAAUUACCUUGUACACUUCAAUAGACUUUUCGAUUAUCAAACAUCUAUUGCUAAGAAACAUAGCACUUUUCGUCUGAUUACGCCUUCGCAUAGUGAAAUUUACACGGUCGAUCCCCUUAAUGUUGAAUAUAUACUGAUAACCAAGUUCUCCAAUUACGAAAAGGUGUCAGGCACUUGUUAUUAUCUUAGACUUUAUCAGUUUGUUAUGGAAAUUAACAGUGCAAUUUGGUUGUCAUGAUGUUGCAGGGUGCCUAUAAUUAUGGGAUAAUGAGAGAUCUAUUUGGUGAUGGGAUUUUCGCAGUAGAUGGACAUAAAUCGCGUCACCAGCGGAAGCUUGCAAGCUAUGAAUUCUCAACAAGAGUUCUGAGAGAUUUAAGUAGUGCUGUUUUUCGGACUAAUGCUGCAAAAUUAGUUUCAAAGAUUACUGUUGCAGCAACAGCUUUGAAGAGCAUAGAUUUGCAGGAUAUGCUAAUGAAAUCGACCUUAGACUCAAUAUUUAAAGUGGGAUUUGGGUUUGAGCUGAAUGCUUUGUCUGGCUUGGAUGAAUUUGGAAGCAGGUUCACCAAAGCCUUUGAUGACUCUAAUAGUAUCAUAUUUUGGCGAUAUGUUGAUCUAAUAUGGGGGCUCAAAAGAUUCCUUAAUAUUGGUUCAGAAGCCUCUCUUAAGCAAAAUAUCAAAGUCAUCAAUGAUUUCAUUUUCGAAUUGAUUCGGUGCAAGAGAGAGCAGAUGAAAACUGGAAAGCUUGAAGCAAGGGAGGAAGAUAUUCUAUCAAGGUUUUUGUUGGAGAGUGAAAAGGAUCCAGAGAACAUGACUGAUCAGUAUUUAAGAGAUAUAACUCUCAAUUUCAUCAUAGCUGGAAAAGACACAUCUGCAAAUACACUUGCAUGGUUCUUUUACAUGCUCUGUAAACAUCCUCUAGUUCAAGAGAAGGUUGUACAAGAAGUCAGAGAAGCAGUUAGAAUUAAGGAAAGUAUGUCUGCUGAUGAAUUUUCGAAAUUGAUGACUGAAGAAGCCCUGGACAAGAUGCAAUACCUUCAUGCAUCUCUGACAGAAACUCUCAGACUCUAUCCAGCUGUUCCUCUGGAUGGAAAGAGUGCUGCAGAGGAUGAGAUUCUUCCUAAUGGCUUCAAGGUGAAGAAAGGAGACGGCAUAACCUACAUGGCUUAUGUGAUGGGAAGGAUGAAAAACAUUUGGGGAGACGAUGCUGAGGAAUUUCAUCCAGAACGAUGGCUUCAUGAUGGCAUCUUUCUGUUAGAGAAUAAUAUAAAUCAUAUCCUGGGACCUCACCUAAUAGCUUAAGCUUUUGGGUUGAGAUGGUUCUUUGACAUGGUAUCAGAGCCUUGAUGACCAAGCGGUCACGAGUUCGAAUCUCACCAUCCCCAUUUAUUUGAUAAAAAUUAAGCACAAGGUAAUGUGGGCCUGUGCAAGUUUCAAGCUCAAAGGGCUUUCACUUGAGGGGGUGUGUUAGAGAAUAAUAUAAAUCAUAUCCUGGGACCUCACCUAAUAGCUUAAGCUUUUGGGUUGAGAUGGUUCUUUGACACUUUCAACCAGAAAGUCCUUUCAAAUUUACGGCAGUUCAUGCUGGCCCUCGCAUUUGCCUAGGGAAGGAAUUUGCUGACAGGCAAAUGAAGAUCUUGGCUGCUGUUCUCCUCUACUUCUUUAGGUUCAAACUUGUGGAUGCGAGGAAGGAAGCUACAUAUCGAACAAUGUUUACCCUUCACUUAGAUAAAGGGCUACAUGCAUCUAUAUGCAUCUCCAGGCUGUAAAACUCACGUGUUAAGUGUGUGCUAAUGUUUUCUUCUUUGCCU
Populus trichocarpa (black cottonwood) is the source of this 2193-nucleotide messenger RNA. RefSeq names its product cytochrome P450 704C1. The transcript is spliced from 5 exons. Gene Ontology annotation, molecular function: oxidoreductase activity, acting on paired donors, with incorporation or reduction of molecular oxygen; heme binding; iron ion binding. The record is from RefSeq and is a predicted model, not a curated record. Bases 620 to 1684 code for a protein of 354 amino acids. NCBI's taxonomy places the organism in Eukaryota, Viridiplantae, Streptophyta, Magnoliopsida, Malpighiales, Salicaceae.